Molecule: messenger RNA, 6370 nt
Organism: Aspergillus fijiensis CBS 313.89
Lineage: Eukaryota; Fungi; Ascomycota; Eurotiomycetes; Eurotiales; Aspergillaceae
Product: DNA-directed DNA polymerase alpha catalytic subunit POL1
Exons: 16
Coding region: 147-6203 (2018 amino acids)
Biological process (GO): mitotic DNA replication initiation; lagging strand elongation; DNA replication
Cellular component (GO): alpha DNA polymerase:primase complex
Molecular function (GO): DNA-directed DNA polymerase activity; DNA replication origin binding; pyrimidine nucleotide binding
Source: RefSeq, a predicted model, not a curated record
GAACUCUCAGCCCCCCUCCCUUCCUCAGAACCCACUUUCUGACCCCAUUGUUAUCCUAAGGCUUGUUCGAAUUUGAUUUGACCAAGUGAACAGCUUUUCAUGGACUCUAGCUCUUCAUAAGAAGAACCAAGGACAGUCGGGUCGCCAUGUCUGCCCGUGCCAAAUUAGCAGAGCUGCGCGCUCUCCGCGCCGCGGGCAAGAAACGCCUUUCCACGUAUGAGGUGGAGGAACAGGGCGAUGUCUACGAAGAGGUCGAUGACGAAGGGUACAAGAAAAUCAUCCGCAAUCGGCUCGAUCAGGACGACUUCGUGGUCGACGAUAACGGCGAAGGAUACGCGGACGACGGUCGCGAAGUGUGGAACGAGCGCGGCGCCGACUACGACAGUGAAAGCGAGGACGAUGAAUUGCCUGCCCGGAGCAAGGCUGCCAAGCGGAAACGUGAAGAAGAGAAGCAGAGGAAGGAAAAAAUCAACAACGGGAUCUCGAAAUACUUCAACAGCGGGGCUGCGCCGUCCGCCCCGAAGCCCAAGCCAGUGGCUACCGCAGAGGAUGAUGCCUUCAUGGCUGACCUCCUUGGAGAGGUCGAUACCAACGUCGUUCCGCAACGCCUACCGACCCGAAAUAUCGUCAAGUCCGAGACUCGACGCAAAGUCCGGAUCCUGUCCCCGCCGCUCUCGGACAGAACGCGAAAGGAUGCGCAUAUUAAGAAGGAUGAGAAUAGUGAUUCGGUUUCUCCGGUAAAGGAUCAGUCGGAUACUAACAUGGACGACGACUAUGAUGAUGGUCCGCUUCCCAACAUGGAUGAUGAGGACUUUCCCAUGAGUGAUCCAAUGCCUUCAUCGCCUAUCAGCAAGGCCAUCGAGAGGAAGACAACGGCUGUGGCGGUCAAGGUAGAAGAAUCGGACGAGGAUGACACCGACCUGAUGGAGGUCACGCAAGCUACUGGCCAGAACGAAGCCAAGGCAGCAAGUAUCAACAUGGCUGGGAGCCGACCAGUGCCUAAACUUAAGAAGGAGUCUUAUCCUUCGAUCGCCAGCUCUUCUCCUGCCAAGGCUCUAUCAGACGUUGAUGCAUCUUGGAACGACGUCCGAAGCAAGCUGAACGUUCUCAGCAGCCCCGCCCACUCUGAGAUGCGAACCUUCGGAAAACUACGUCCACAAGACGUUGUUGAGGAAGAUGGGAGCUUACGUAUGUUCUGGUUGGAUUUCACUGAGGUCAACGGGAGCCUGUGCUUGUUCGGAAAGGUGAAGAAUAAACAGACAGGCUCCUAUGCCAGUGCCUUCGUCAAAGUCGACAAUAUCCUCCGAAAAUUAUACUUUCUUCCCCGCGAGAACCGUCACAAGCACGGGCGCGAGACCGAUGAAGAGGUGGAUAUGGAAGAUGUCUAUCGCGAAGUAGACGAUAUGAUGUCGAGGUUGCGAGUGGGAAUGCACAAGAUCAAGCCGUGCACGCGCAAGUAUGCGUUUGAGGUGCCCGGCAUUCCGAAAGAAACGGAUUAUCUGAAGCUUCUCUACCCUUAUGAUAAGCCUGCAUUGCCCAUGGACGUCAAGGGGGAGACAUUCUCCCACGUCUUCGGUACUAACACGGCCUUGUUCGAACAAUUUGUGCUCUGGAAAAACAUUAUGGGUCCAUGUUGGCUGAAAAUUGAAGAAGCAGACUUCUCGGCUGUCAACAAUGCCUCCUGGUGUAAGUUUGAAUGCCAGGUGUCGAAGCCUGCGCUCAUCUCUCCGGUGCCCGAUUCCGAGAAUCUGGACGCACCGCCUCUCACAUUAAUGAGUCUUUCGUUCCGCACGCAACUCAACGUCAAGGAGAACAAGCAAGAGAUUCUGGUGGCCAGUGCCAGAGUCUACGAGAAUGUCUCUCUCACGGACACUACUCCCCCGGAGAAGCUGCCUUGCAAAACUUUCACGGUUAUGCGGCCGGUGGGCACCUCUUACCCCAUGCACUUCGAAGCCGAAACCCGGAAGCAACGAGGUACAUUCAUGCUGGAAAGGAGCGAGCAGUUUCUGCUCAGUAAAUUCCUGGCACUGUUCGAGAAGAUGGAUCCUGAUGUCCUCAUGGGGCACCAGCUCCAGGAAGUCGACCUCAGCGUUCUUCUCAACCGACUCAAGGAAAAGAAGACGCCAGGAUGGCAUCGCCUCGGGCGACUGAAACGUGGAGACUGGCCUAAGAACUUCAACAGGGGUGGAGGUUUCUUCGCUGAAAGGCAUUUGAUCGCAGGACGAUUGAUGUGUGAUGUGGCUAAUGACAUGGGCAAGUCUCUGAUGAUGAAAUGUCAAUCUUGGAGCCUGACAGAGAUGUGCGAACUCUACUUGGGACAGGGCAAUACGAGACAAGAACUAGACACCGAAGCAGCCUUGAAAUCUUGGGCUACCACGAAAGAUGGUCUCAUGAAUUUUGUGAACCAUUGUGAUGCAGACACCUACUUCAUCGCCGCUCUUGUCUUGAAGCUGCAGAUGUUACCUCUGACCAAAGUGCUCACCAAUAUUGCUGGUAAUUCCUGGGCAAGGACGCUCAGCGGUACGCGCGCCGAGCGGAACGAGUACAUUCUCCUCCACGAAUUCCACCGGAACAAAUACAUCUGUCCUGAUAAAUACUCUUCCAAGCUGUUGAAAGCGGAAGAGAAACUCCAGGAAGGUGACGAGGACGACUCGGCGGACAAGAAAAAGAAGGACAAAUAUAAGGGUGGUCUGGUUUUUGAACCCGAGAAGGGCCUUUACGACCGCUUUGUCCUAGUCAUGGACUUUAACAGUCUGUACCCGAGUAUCAUUCAGGAGUUUAACAUCUGCUUCACAACCGUGGAACGGACGGCAACUGCCGAGAAUGACAAGGAGGAGAAAGUACCCGAGGUCCCGUCGUCAGAGCAAGAGCAGGGUAUCCUGCCCCGCCUAAUCGCAACUUUGGUCGGUCGUCGACGUGAGGUGAAGAAGUUGAUGAAAGACAAACGCGCGACGCCUGAGCAGCUCGCUCUCUGGGACACUAAGCAGUUGGCCUUCAAGCUGACGGCCAACUCUAUGUACGGAUGCUUGGGUUACACGCAGAGUCGCUUUUAUGCUCGUCCCUUGGCCAUGCUUACUACCUUCAAGGGGCGUGAGAUUCUCAGAAGCACCAAGGAGCUGGCGGAGUCGAAACAACUCCGUGUCAUCUACGGUGAUACUGACUCCGUCAUGAUCAACACGAAUAUGGACACUAUCAGCGAUGCGAUUAAGGUCGGUGAGGAAUUCAAGAAGUCGGUGAAUGAGCGUUAUCGACUAUUGGAGAUCGAUAUCGACAACAUCUUCCGUCGUCUCCUCUUGCAUGCCAAGAAGAAGUACGCUGCCGUCAACAUCACAGAAGUAGACGGCAAGUACGUUGACAAGCUGGAAGUCAAGGGUCUCGACAUGAAGAGACGUGAGUACUGCUCACUGUCGAAGGAAGUUUCUCAGAAACUGUUGAAUGAGGUUCUCUCUGGCGAGGACCAAGAACUUGUUCUUAACCGGAUCCACGACUACCUGCGCGAUCUUGCAGGCAAGAUGCGAGAGUUCACUGUCCCUGUGCAGAAAUACGUGAUUUAUACGAAACUCUCCAAGCGACCUGAGGAAUACCCCAACAAGGAGACAAUGCCUCCAGUGCAGGUCGCCCUGCGCGAGCUCGCUCGAGGAAAGACGGUUCGUCCCAAUGACGUUAUCUCCUACAUCGUGACCAGUGGGGAUUCGGAAACUGCAUCCCUCCCACCUGCCAAACGUUCGUAUACACUGCAGGACGUGAUGAAGCCCGACUCGGAGCUCAAGCCCGACAUCGAGUUUUAUUUGCUCAAGCAGAUCUUCCCGCCUAUUGAGCGUCUAUGUGCUCCUAUCCCCGGUACUGAUGCUGUUCGGUUGGCGGAGUGUUUGGGCCUCGAUGUCCGCAAAUAUCAGAUCAACACUUCUACUGCAAGCAACCAGCAGAACGCUGACAUCUUCCCGCUGGAAUCGCAAAUCCCCGAUUCGGUCCGUUUCGAAAGCGCAGCCCGACUCACCCUCACCUGUCGGUCCUGCAAGGAGAAAUCGGUGUUUGAAGGGUUGCUCGGGUCCGUUCAUAUGUGCACAGCCAACGGCGUUAUCUGCCCCAACCAAGCCUGUCAGAAACCUUUCUCGGUUUUGACCAUCGUUGCGCAGCUGGAAACCCAGAUCCGGGCCCAGACUUCCAAAUACUAUGAGGGCUGGCUUGUCUGCGACGAUACGGCCUGCGGUAACCGGACGCGUCAGAUCAGUGUAUACGGGCACCGCUGCCUGGGUCCUAAAGGUCACGCUGAAGGUUGUCUUGGUCGCAUGUCCUACGAGUACACGGAAAAACAGAUGUACAACCAGCUGCUCUACUUUGCCGGACUUUGGGAUGUCGACAAGGCUCGAACUGCGGCUGAGAAGGAUGGGAAUGCGGAGAAGAAGGACAGUGUGGCAGCGUUAGUUGAGUUCAACCGUACCCGGUUUGGAACUGUCAAAGGGGUCGUGGACGCAUAUCUAAAGAAGUGCGGACGACAAUGGGUCGAAAUGGAUAAUCUAUUUACAUUUGUACAUAUCAGCAACUUUUCUGUUUUACCGGGCCCCGCACUCCCCUCCUCCGGUCCCCGAUCAGUGACUCCCGCCAUCCAUUGCCGGGUUGACUCGCUCGGGCAACUCGAUCCCAAUCUGGGCUACUCGAGUGUUAUCAUGUCGGUUAAGAAAGUUCUGGUCAUUGCGGGGUCGGACAGCUCGGGUGGCGCGGGUCUAGAAGCGGACCAGAGAGUUCUGGCUGCUCACGGCGUCUAUGCACUGACCGCAACCACCGGUCUUACAGCGCAGAACACUCUGGGAGUGCAAGAUAUCUUUAUCAUUCCGCCUGAAUUUGUCAAGAAACAGAUCAAUGCUGGCCUCGAAGAUGUCGGUGCGGAUGUAGUCAAAUUGGGAAUGCUCUCCUCCGCGGAGACAAUUAAUGUGAUUGCCGAGGCUCUGGUCACGCAUCAGAUUCCUGCGGUGGUGCUGGAUCCGGUCAUGGUGUCAACAAGUGGAUCGCAACUGCUCCCUGGGGCCGCUGUACAAGUCCUGCGGUCGAAAUUGCUUCCCCUGACCACCAUCCUCACCCCGAACAUCCCAGAAGCUCUGCUACUUCUCAAGGACUCCGGAAUUGAUGUUUCCGAGCCUACUGACCUCCCUGGAAUGGUACAGCUGGCCAAGCAGAUCUGUUCCUUGGGCUCAAAGGGAGUCUUGCUCAAGGGCGGUCAUUUGCCCCUCACAAAAGAUCAUAAGACCGCGCAAAAUCAGGAGGAUGCGUGCAUCGUCGUUGAUGUACUGUAUGAUGGCGAGGAAGUCACCUUGUUCGAGACGGACUUCCUCAUCUCGAAGAACACGCAUGGCACGGGCUGUUCGCUGGCCUCGGCCAUUGCGGCCAAUCUCGCCCUCGGUAAGGGCAUGAAGCGGGCCGUCCAGAGCGCUGUUCGGUUUGUUGAAGCCGGUAUCAAGACCAGCUUUGAUAUCGGCAAGGGGAGUGGGCCGAUCAACCACUUCCACUCGUUGUAUAGCCUGCCGUUUGCACCCGGUCGUUUUAUAGAGUAUGCGCUGGAUCGUCCUGACGUUCAGGAAGCUUGGAAGAAGUUUACGGAGCAUGAGUUCGUCCGGCAGUUGGGCGAUGGCACACUUCCUUUGGAGAGAUUCAAAUCAUAUCUCGUCCAGGAUUAUCUUUACUUGAUUCAAUUUGCACGGAGCAACGCUUUGGCUGCAUACAAGGCGGGGAGCAUGGAAUCAAUCGCCGCGUCUUCGCAAAUUGUCCUACAUAUCCAACGCGAAACAGCGUUACACCUAGAUUACUGUGCCUCCUUCGGACUGACCAAAGAGGAAAUGGAGAAGACUCCGGAAACCAUUGCGUGCACUGCGUAUAGUCGGUAUAUCCUCGACGUUGGCCAGUCGGGAGAUUGGCUCGCCCUACAGAUGGCUCUUGCGCCUUGCUUAAUCGGCUACGGAGCUAUCGCACAACGACUCUACACGGACAAAGAUUCGGUGCGGGAGGGUAACCGGUACUGGAAGUGGGUUGAGAACUAUGUCGCCGACGACUACACCGAGGCAGUGCGUCUGGGGUCCGAAUUGCUUGAAAAGCAUAUGCGAGAGGUCUCGCCCAGUCGGAUGGAGGAAUUGAUUAAGAUUUUCGUGCGGGCGACGGAGUUGGAGAUCAGAUUCUGGGACAUGGGUCUGGGUGGUGGCGAAUCUUGUUAGCAGUGGGACUAUUCACUCUUUCAGUUUCGAGAUGACGGACUAUGGUAAAUAUUGCUUUGGAAAUGGAGAGUUAUUCAAGAUUGUGUAUGAGUAGAGUAUAUAGCUGAGAACUGGACUACUAAGCAUGACGAUCGACUUGGAUAAUCAAUGAUGAGAUACUAUUUAUG